Scomber scombrus (Atlantic mackerel) is the source of this 1400-nucleotide messenger RNA. It is a transcript of the gene rnmt, whose product is annotated as RNA (guanine-7-) methyltransferase. NCBI's taxonomy places the organism in Eukaryota, Metazoa, Chordata, Actinopteri, Scombriformes, Scombridae. The record is from RefSeq and is a predicted model, not a curated record. The transcript has 11 exons. Gene Ontology annotation, cellular component: nucleus. Gene Ontology annotation, biological process: 7-methylguanosine mRNA capping. The coding region runs from base 32 to 1270 and encodes 412 amino acids. Gene Ontology annotation, molecular function: mRNA 5'-cap (guanine-N7-)-methyltransferase activity.
UGCGCACGCGUCGUGUCUGCAGAGCAUCAACAUGGAGCUGCAGUCAGAGAGGGAGGAAGGAGGAAGAGGAGGAGAAGGAGGAAGAGGAGGAGAAGCAGUAAGAGGAGGAGAAGCAGUAAGAGGAGGAGAAGGAGGAGAAGCAGUAAGAGGAGGAGAAGGAGGAAGAGGAGGAGAAGCAGGAAGAGGAGGAGAAGCAGGAAGAGGACAGAAGAGCGGGAUGAAGAGGACACACGAGGAAGAGGAGGAUGAAGAGGUUUCUCCCAAGAAGCUGGUUACUGAUCACAGUGUGAAGGUGGCGAGUCACUAUAACAGGCUGCAGGAAGUCGGUUUGGCUGCUCGAAGCCGGAGUCGAAUCUUCUUCAUGAGGAACUUCAACAACUGGCUGAAGAGUGUCCUGAUCGGUGAGGUGCUGGAGCGGGUGAGGGGGGCGGGCUCUCGGCAGGUGUCAGUGUUGGAUCUGGGCUGCGGGAAAGGAGGAGACCUGCUGAAAUGGAGGAGAGGAGGGAUCAAUCACAUCGUCUGUGCAGAUAUCGCUGCAGUGUCGGUGGAACAGUGUGAGAGCCGAUACGAUGACAUGAAGAAGAAAAGUCACGUUAACGAGAAAAUCUUCAGCGCCCAAUUUAUCACCGCGGACUGCAGCAAGGAGGUUUUGUCGGAGAAGCUGGACGACCCCGAGCAGCUGUUUGACAUCUGCAGCUGUCAGUUUGUGUAUCACUAUUCGUUUGAGAGCGAGCAGAAGGCGGACAUGAUGCUGAGGAACGCCUGCGAGCGCCUGAAACCUGGAGGGUUCUUUGUGGGAACGACGCCAGAUUCCUACGAACUGGUUAAACGGUUGGAAGCGUCAGACUCUCUGUCGUUCGGUAACGAGGUUUUCAAAGUGUCCUUUCAGUCCAAAGGUGCGUAUCCUCUGUUCGGCUGCCAGUAUCACUUCAGCUUGGAGGAAGUCGUUGAUGUUCCAGAGUUCCUCGUUUACUUUCCGCUGUUUGUGCACAUGGCGAAGCGUUACAACAUGCGUCUGGUGUUGAAACAACGAUUCUCAGAGUUCUUUGAGGAGAAAGUGAAGAAGGAGCAACAUCGCAGUCUCAUGAUGAAGAUGAUGGCUCUGGAGCCGUUUCCCUGCGAGACUGGAGGGCGACAGGCUACAGACAGCAGAGGAGAGUACAGCCAUGCUAAAGAGCACUGCGGCAGAGCACCACUGGGAACACUGAGCAGAUCCGAGUGGGAAGCAACAAGUAUCUACUUGGUGUUUGUCUUCCAGAAGAUGUCCUGAUGAUGAAGCUUCACCGGUUCUCCAGCUUGUGUUUGUACAGUGUUUCCACUUUUCUUUUUAAGGCAGUUUUGAUAAACUGUGAACUAUGUUGAGGUUGUUGUAGAAAUGAGUAAAAACUAAAUGUAAAGUC